AUGGGUAAUCAAACGUUGUCAGAAUUUUAUAAAAAAGAUAAAAAAGCCAAGACAAUAGUCCAACAGAUUUAUAAUUAUAUGGCGAGGAACGAGUUGCAAUUCGGCAUUCUUACGACUUAUGAAGAUCAUUGGUUUAUGUGGCGGCCCACCUCUACGAAAGUUUUCAUUUCGCAUACUCUUCAAUUAAAGUCGGCAUUUCCGCUGGUGCUGAAGGCAUGGGCAUAUCUAGGGCAACGUGCUGAAAAGGACUAUUAUUCACCCAACACACUCCUUAUUAAUGUGAAGAGUGAAUUGCAAUCUGGGAAUUCAAGCCAGGGCACUACGCACUGUUAG
Molecule: messenger RNA, 333 nt
Organism: Paraglomus occultum
Lineage: Eukaryota; Fungi; Glomeromycota; Glomeromycetes; Paraglomerales; Paraglomeraceae
Source: the annotation of a GenBank genome assembly